Messenger RNA from Sabethes cyaneus, 1936 nucleotides. It is a transcript of the gene Hydr1, whose product is annotated as phospholipase ABHD3. Bases 217 to 1503 code for a protein of 428 amino acids. Gene Ontology annotation, molecular function: monoacylglycerol lipase activity; acetylesterase activity. The transcript is spliced from 6 exons. Gene Ontology annotation, biological process: medium-chain fatty acid catabolic process; medium-chain fatty acid biosynthetic process. NCBI's taxonomy places the organism in Eukaryota, Metazoa, Arthropoda, Insecta, Diptera, Culicidae. The record is from RefSeq and is a predicted model, not a curated record.
GCGCUCUGCGUGCGCAUCUUUACUUUUCGUAUUUUCUGCAUAUUCAAAGAAUCGUGCGAACAAAUUAAUGCGUGAUUUUAUCCAAAUAAACCGUAUAGCGCAUUAAUCAACUGGCAUAUCGCUCACGCUAUCGAUGCACCACUAAACAAAACAUAGUGUACGGGCAUUACAAUUUUAAGCAAACACCACACAGUAUUAUUUUGAGCGGAAGAUAAAAUGAUUGCUGAUUUGUACGCUUAUUUAACUAACUUACCUCGAUGGCACAUUUUCGCAAUAUUCCUCAUAGGAUAUCUAUUUUACUAUUUGAUGGAAGUUGUUAAGCGCCCGAUUCUUGCUAUCGCUGAUGGCCCGUUUAAGAAAUAUCUACGUAGGAACAUUCCUAUAUUGGAGAUGAAAUUCUGGCCAACUUUUUGGUGCGUCGAAAGCCGUGCUCAAACCGUCUUCGCUAGCAUCAUUCGUUCUAACAUGAUUUCGGAUAUAGACUAUCGCCGUGAGGUUCUUACGUUAAAAGAUGGUGGCGAAGUAGCUUUGGACUGGUUAGAAACAAACUGUGAUAGUGAUUCGCCUCUUAUCAUCAUCCUUCCGGGAUUAACAGGCGAAUCGCAAGCAGAGUACAUCAAGUGCUUAGUGACAUCAGCCAAUCGCAUUGGCAUCAGGACAGUUGUGUUCAAUAAUCGGGGCCUGGGAGGGGUGGCACUAAAAACUCCCAGGUUGUACUGUGCAUCUAACAGCGAAGAUCUGUCAGAAGUAGUUAACCAUGUCCGAAAAUUAAAUCCUCAUGUGAAAAUUGGAGCCACUGGAAUAUCAAUGGGCGGGUUGAUAUUGGGGAAUUAUUUGGCUAACUACAGCGACGAGUCCAAGGGAAUUCUCACUGCCGCAAAGAUAAUCUCGGUGCCUUGGGAUGUAAAUAAAGGGUCAGAUAGCAUCGAACAGCCAUAUCUUAACAGCAUGCUUGGCCGUCAUUUAGCAGGAAGCUUAUGCCGCACGGUGCGCAAGUAUGAUAUUUUAAGGCACGAAGAUUUUGACUGGGACAUGGAUCAAGUUCUACAGAGCAAAACGAUCAAGGAGUUUGAUUCCCAUUUCACAUCGAAGCACUUUGGCUACAAAGAUGUCGAUAGUUAUUACGCUCAAGCUACGCUGCACAACAAGCUACACAAAAUCAAAGUGCCUUUGCUAUGUCUUAGUGCAGCCGACGACCCGUUCCAGCCGCUGGAUGCAAUUCCUAUCAAAGCUGCAGCGAAGUCGUCCCAUGUUGCAAUUUUAAUUACAGCUCGCGGUGGUCAUAUUGGUUUUCUUGAAGGCUGGUGGCCGGCUAACAAGGAACAAUAUAUGGGCCGACUGUUUAGUCAAUUUUUCGCAGCAGCUUUAUUUGAUCCGAAUAAUGAGUUCUACCGCACGGCGCAGCUUAUGAUGGAGCACAACCUACAGGCAUCAACUUCGGUUCCUACGACACCGGUUUCUAGAUCGUCCAGCCCUAUACGAAAAAAAUCCAUUCCAUUCUAAUAGUGAAGAGAACUACCCAAGCAAUUGUGACGUUCACCUUAUCAACUAAUUUGCAAAACCAUUUGUGAUAACGAUAAAAAUAAUUGUGCAAACAGGUAGUUGUGAGGUUAAAAACAACAUUCACAGCACAAAUUCAAUAUUAAUCAAGCCAACUUCAAUUAAGAUCAUAGACAUGUUAUGAUUUUGAACGAAUAAACAUUUGUUGCCGAGUUUACCAAAAUUGAGCAAUGUCUCAGUCUAGAUUCGGGUCAACAGUUGUUGCGUACAGUUUUAUACCAAGUAAUUAAAUACUAAAGCUUUAACGAACAGUCAAUGCGAACGGUUGCCUUUGAAGCACAUAGUUAUAGGUUAUUUGAAUAAUAAGCAAGAUUAUUGGUUCUGUAAUGCUAAACAAAAGUUGCAUGUUUUGAUUGUUGUUAUCAGUUAUAAUGAU